AUGUUUUCAAUAUGGAAAAGGAUGAGAAAUAGUCAUUGUUACAAAAUAAUGUUUGUUAUCGGUGUUAUUGAUAUGUUAACACUUUUGUGUAAUGGAUUGUUGACUGGUUAUUUGGGUUAUUAUGGUUAUGUUUUUUGUUCUUCUCCAAAACUUAUUUAUUUCUUUGGAGCUUAUGGACUUGGUUGUUGGUGUGCUGAAUCAACAAUGGAGACUGUCUUAGCAAUAAAUCGUUGCGCCGAACUUUGGUCUGAUGAAUUGGCACACAAAUGGUUUAAUGGUAAAAAGAUGAUUCUCUGGCUCGGCAUUCCAACAAUUUAUGGAAUUCUUAUGUCAUUAUGCACACGACCAUUAAUUUUUAGCGGGAUAUAUUUUAGCUGGUUUUUUAAUCCACAUGUCGAUUAUAUUGAUGAUACUAAUGGAAUUGUAGUUUAA
Meloidogyne enterolobii is the source of this 432-nucleotide messenger RNA. The record is from the annotation of a GenBank genome assembly. Lineage: Eukaryota; Metazoa; Nematoda; Chromadorea; Rhabditida; Meloidogynidae.